AUGCAGUUUGUAUCUAAUCUAGUGAGCGAACAUGCGUGUGAGCUCAUCUAUGAGCAGUACGUGUAUGCGCCUACAAAGGGCAAGUACAACUACUACGAGCCGGUCCCCAACGUGUAUUUGGUACAGCACGACUGUGACGACGAAGACGCGCUCGAUGAACCCAAGAGCGAAUACUCCAUCACGAUGCGCGACUGGUCAUGCUCGUGUCUAGUCAUGAGCUCUCGGCUGCUGCCUUGUCGGCAUGUAUUUUUCCUUCGAAAGGCUCUAGGAUGUGAUAAUAUCAUUCCCACAUAA
Molecule: messenger RNA, 294 nt
Organism: Phytophthora nicotianae INRA-310
Lineage: Eukaryota; Oomycota; Peronosporomycetes; Peronosporales; Peronosporaceae
Exons: 1
Coding region: 1-294 (97 amino acids)
Molecular function (GO): zinc ion binding
Source: RefSeq, a predicted model, not a curated record